This is a messenger RNA of Orycteropus afer afer, 1749 nucleotides long. The record is from RefSeq and is a predicted model, not a curated record. Lineage: Eukaryota; Metazoa; Chordata; Mammalia; Tubulidentata; Orycteropodidae.
AUGGCAUCUAGCAACAACAAGAACAAUAAUGUCUUCUUUUCUUCCUGCUUCAGGUAUAGUGCUUUUGGGAUUAGUCUCAGUUUUACUGCAUCUGUAAUCAAGAGACCCAUGGCAUCUGAGGUGCCUUAUGCAUCUGGCAUGCCCAUUAAGAAAAUAGGCCACCGAGGUGUUGAUUCCUCAGGAGAGACAACAUAUAAAAAGACAACCUCAUCAGCCUUGAAAGGUGCCAUCCAGUUAGGCAUUACUCACACCGUGGGGAGCCUGAGUACCAAACCAGAGCGGGAUGUCCUCAUGCAAGAUUUCUAUGUGGUGGAGAGUAUCUUCUUCCCCAGUGAAGGGAGCAACCUGACCCCUGCUCAUCACUAUAGUGACUUUCGUUUCAAGACAUACGCACCUGUUGCCUUCCGCUACUUUCGGGAGUUAUUUGGCAUCCGGCCUGAUGAUUACUUGUAUUCCCUUUGCAGUGAGCCACUGAUUGAACUCUGCAGCUCUGGGGCUAGUGGAUCCCUUUUCUAUGUGUCCAGUGAUGACGAAUUCAUCAUUAAGACGGUCCAGCAUAAAGAAGCGGAGUUUCUGCAGAAACUGCUUCCAGGAUACUACAUGAACCUCAACCAAAACCCUCGCACUUUGCUACCUAAAUUCUAUGGACUGUACUGUGUACAGGCAGGUGGCAAGAACAUUAGAAUUGUGGUGAUGAACAAUCUUUUACCACGAUCAGUCAAGAUGCAUGUCAAAUAUGAUCUUAAGGGAUCAACCUAUAAACGACGGGCUUCCCAAAAAGAGCGAGAGAAGCCUCUCCCCACCCUUAAAGACCUGGACUUCUUGCAAGACAUCCCUGAUGGUCUUUUUUUGGAUGCUGACAUGUACAACGCUCUGUGUAAGACCCUGCAGCGUGACUGUUUGGUGCUACAGAGCUUUAAGAUAAUGGACUAUAGCCUUUUGGUGUCAGUCCACAACUUAGAUCAUGCACAAAGAGAACCCUUAGGAAAUGAAGCACAGUACUCAGUGGACACUCGCAGACCAGCCCCUCAAAAGGCUCUGUAUUCCACAGCUAUGGAAUCCAUCCAGGGCGAGGCUCGACGGGGUGGCACAGUGGAAACAGAUGAUCAUAUGGGUGGCAUCCCUGCCCGGAAUAGUAAAGGGGAAAGGUUGCUGCUUUAUAUUGGCAUCAUUGACAUUCUGCAGUCUUACAGGUUUAUUAAGAAGUUGGAGCACUCUUGGAAAGCUCUGGUACAUGAUGGGGACACGGUAUCAGUGCAUCGCCCAGGCUUCUAUGCCGAACGGUUCCAGCGCUUCAUGUGCAGCACAGUGUUUAAGAAGAUCCCCUUGAAGCCUUCUCCUUCCAAAAAGUUUCGGUCUGGCGCAUCUUUCUCUCGGCGAGCGGGCCCCAGCGGCAACUCCUACUGCCAGCCAACAGUGUCUGGGGAACACAAGGCACAAGUGACAACAAAGGCGGAAGUGGAGCCAGGUGUCCACCUCGGUCGCCCUGAUGUUUUACCCCAGACUCCACCUCUGGAGGAAAUCAACGAAGACUCACUUAUUUCUGACCCCAUCUUCACACCUGUAGUUGGAGAGGGUUUGCAAACGAUAACUCCAAGUUUAUCCCACCUGGAAAAGCUUGAAAUUACAGAAACAGAGUUUUCCCAUGGAGAAAGGGGCCUGGCAUCUCAGGCAGAUCCUGAAUUCCUGUACUGUCCCCUCUCCAUCCCACCCUACCUUGAUAGUAGGUUAGUCCAUACUCCCAAGUAA